GUCUGACAAACAAAGCCCUUGAUAUCGCCAUAGCAGUCAUUUCUCUCGAAUCUAUCACAUCCGAGUCGAGAAGAAGAGUACCGAUCUGAGAAAAUCGCCGGAGCUAGGUUCUCGUUUAUCAUCAAUCUUUGAUCAAUGGCAAUGGCUGUUUUCCGUCGCGAAGGGAGGCGUCUCCUCCCUUCAAUCGCCGCUCGCCCAAUCGCUGCCAUCCGAUCUCCUCUCUCUUCUGACCAGGAGGAGGGACUUCUUGGAGUUCGGUCUAUCUCAACUCAAGUGGUGCGUAACCGCAUGAAGAGUGUAAAGAACAUCCAAAAGAUCACAAAGGCCAUGAAGAUGGUUGCUGCUUCCAAGCUAAGAGCAGUUCAAGGGAGAGCUGAGAACUCCCGUGGACUUUGGCAGCCAUUUACUGCACUUCUAGGAGAUAAUCCCAGCAUUGACGUAAAGAAGAGUGUUGUGGUCACUCUCUCUUCUGACAAGGGUCUUUGUGGUGGAAUCAAUUCCACUGUUGUUAAAGUGAGCAGGGCUCUGUACAAAUUGAAUUCUGGUCCUGAGAAGGAUGUUAAGUUUGUUAUUGUUGGAGAGAAAGCUAAGGCUAUAAUGUUUCGUGACUCAAAGAACGACAUCUCCCUUUCUGUAACAGAGCUGAACAAGAAUCCACUCAAUUAUGCUCAGGUCUCAGUUCUAGCUGAUGACAUCCUAAAAAACGUUGAGUUUGAUGCUUUGCGCAUUGUCUACAACAAAUUCCAUUCGGUUGUUGCAUUUUUACCGACUGUGGCCACUGUUUUGUCACCAGAGAUUAUUGAAAAGGAAUCUGAAGUUGGAGGAAAACUCGGUGAGCUUGACUCAUACGAGAUUGAAGGUGGUGAAACAAAGGGAGAAAUUCUGCAGAAUCUGGCCGAGUUCCAAUUCUCUUGUGUGAUGUUCAAUGCGGUGCUAGAGAACGCGUGUAGUGAGAUGGGAGCAAGAAUGUCUGCCAUGGACAGCUCAAGCAGGAAUGCAGGAGAAAUGCUUGACCGUCUCACCCUCACUUACAACAGGACUCGUCAAGCUUCUAUCACAACAGAGCUUAUCGAAAUUAUCUCUGGAGCUUCUGCACUUGAAGCCGCUAAAUAAACAAGUCUUUGUUGCUUCCUUAUUUGCUUUGAUUUGGCUUUGAUAUCUAUCCAUCUUGAAGGCGAAGAGUUCGUUUAAACUCCGAAGGGCUACAAAAUUAGUUUCCUUUGCUUGGCUUCUCUUGAAGGAGAAGAGUUCGUUUAAACUCCAAUCUUUGGUCAAAGAUUUUUUGUUAUAAUAAAUAUCCCUGUAACUUCCAGCAGGAAUACGAAUAAUUACAUUGACUUCCGGUUUGAUGAUUUUUGAUCAGCUAAACCAUAUCGUCAUGAUC
Molecule: messenger RNA, 1384 nt
Organism: Eutrema salsugineum
Lineage: Eukaryota; Viridiplantae; Streptophyta; Magnoliopsida; Brassicales; Brassicaceae
Product: ATP synthase subunit gamma, mitochondrial
Exons: 8
Coding region: 136-1113 (325 amino acids)
Biological process (GO): proton motive force-driven ATP synthesis
Molecular function (GO): proton-transporting ATP synthase activity, rotational mechanism
Source: RefSeq, a predicted model, not a curated record